AUGAGCUUCGGGUAUGAAAAUUAAAUUUAUCAUUUAGAGUGUACUCAUAAUUUCAAACCUUUGGUUAAUCUCAAGAAUUGGAAAACAUUUUAAAAAAUAAUAGCUCAACUUUGGAAGAAUUAUUAGAAAGAGACAAUUUCUUAUUUGACAUUAAAGCUGGAGCUAUGAAUGCAUUUACUGAAUUGUAAUAAAUAGUAUUAACAUAAGUGUUUGGAAAUAACCUGACAAUUUAGAAAAGAUGAUUCAUUAUAUUAUUGUCACAAAUGAUUAAAUGGAUGAUAAUGAGAAAAGUCGAAAAUUUCCGUAUAUUAUAAGUGAAAUAUUUGCAAUGGAAAAUACUAGAUUUUUUGAUUUAUUAUUCUUAAGACAUCGAAAUGAAUCCCAAUCCUCAUUAUUAAGCAAUGAAAGACUGGUUUUAAUAAGAAUCUAAAUUAGACUACUAUUGAAGAUGAUAUUUUACCAGAAUAUUAAAUGCAUCACGAAGAUCAAUGCAAAGAGGAUGAAGAUUAUAAUGGAGGAGGAAUAUCUGGAACAUCAAGUUAGUAUAUUUCAAUAUCAUAGUCUAGUGCGCUUCAUUUAAAUCUAAGUCAGGACUGCAUCUAAAUGAAAAUGUUAGGUUGAAUAUAUUAAAUUCAUUUUUCAAAUUCUUAGAAACUCCAAAUAUUAAUGAUACAUCUAUGGGGUAUUAUGCUAAGAUAUUAAAACCUGUAGCUAGUAAAUAUGGAGGAGAAGUAAUACUAAAUCCUACAUCUUUUUUAGUUUUGGGAUCAUAUCGUAGUUAACAACAAUAUAAUAAGUGAUUUACUUUAACAUAUCAACCAUUAUUAAAUUGUAGAAAUUGUGGUUAAACUAUUAAUUUUAGAUUACAAAAUUAAUGAUAAUAUAUACAUCAACCAAAAAUGUUAUGUAUUCAUUAAACAUAAGCAUAGAAGAAUUAUAGAAAAUAGCUUUUAGAAGAAAUGAUACAUCAAAUGGAUAAGUUUUGUGAAAAUAUUACAGUAUAAAUAUUAUCUAUAUAUCAAAUAGAUGGUAGCAGAUAUCACUUAAAUAUUUGAUUUGCUUUUAGAAUAAGGAAUUUAACAAAAAUUAUAUGAACCUUUGAGAGAAUUGUUCGAUAAUGUAUUAAAACCAUAUUACUUUUUUAAAAUUGCUGUAAUAUUAUUUAGUAUUAAUUAAUUUAGAAAAAAACAGGAAUUCUCACUGUUUAUAAAGUAUUCUCUAAAAUCCUAUUAUUUAUUUAAGCUAAUUCCCUACAAGGUAAUCAAAUCAUCAUGUAUUUAGACUAGAAGACUUCUGAUUUAAUAUAGAUAAUCUAAUAAAUUAAUCCACUUAUUAUCUCAAAUAUUUAAGAUUAACAAACCUUUGGACUAAAGAACUUAUGUCUUGUUUAAGCUCUCGAAGUUUGUGAUAAGUAUAUAUUUACUAUAUAUUUAUAGAUUAAAUAAUCCACUUUUAUUUGAGUCUAUGUUUUAAGCACAAUUAUAUUAAAGUUUAAUAGAAUUGGCCAUUAAGUAUCAAUGGAACAAUUAACUCUAAAUAUAUGUGACUUCAAUUAUAAAAUCAAGAAUUUAAGAUGAAAAAUAUUGUCAAAGAAUUCUAAAAGAAACAGAUAUCUUGAAUCAAAUUAAAAAAAAUUUAAUUGAGUAACCAAAAAAUACAAGUUUUAAAUCUAAAUGUAGCCAUGGAUAUAAUGGUUUUUUAAAAACAGUUGGCUAUAAAAUAUUGUAAAAAUAAACAACUAACAAAAAAAUUAAUUUACUACUAUAAGAUUGUAAUAAUAUAUAAUAAUAAAUUAGAAUAUGGAUAGAUUAUAGAAGCUCUUUAAAAAUUAUAACAGGUUGAAUUGACUUAUUUAUGUGAUGUAGAACCUAAAACACAUAUGUAAGAAGCUCCUCCAGAAAUCAGUAUUGAUAGAUAAAUUGAAAUGAUUAUAGAUUCCUAAAAAGAAAAAGAAGAUCAAAUCACAAAAUCAGAGUAAUAAUGA
Molecule: messenger RNA, 1984 nt
Organism: Paramecium primaurelia
Lineage: Eukaryota; Ciliophora; Oligohymenophorea; Peniculida; Parameciidae
Source: the annotation of a GenBank genome assembly